GGAGGAGGACAAGGCUACAACUUUCUGGUUUUCAUAACAGCAUCUCCCUCCAGUAGGGUUGAGGCAUGGGCGGAGUUUGAGGAAACUAAAAUAAACACUGACACGCAGCAUCUUGUGAGUAUGUGCAGCCUCGGAAGGAUAGACUGCAAUAGCUAGAAGGGUAAGGACAGCUUAAAAUCUCUGGCAAGAUGAUCAAAUCCUUCAAGCAAACGUUUCUGUCCCUGGAUCUGCAGUCCCCCCGGUGGAGCUCGGCAGAGACAAUGGCAAAGGAUUAUGAACUGCGUCAGUAUGAGACGGCCAAGUGGGUCAGCACAGUCAUUAGGGGAGAGACCCAGAAGGAGGCGAUGCGCCAGGGCUUCUGGAAACUCUUCCACUACAUCCAAGGGAAGAACGAGAAAGAAACGAAGAUUGAGAUGACUGUGCCAGUGACGUGCCUGAUAAAAUCGGGCUGUGCCGACUUCAAGAUCUCUUUCUUUGUGCCAUUUGAACAUCAGGACUCCCCCCCGCAGCCCACCGACUCGGAUGUGUUUGUUGAAGAGCGGAAGGCUGCACCCAUCUUUGUCCGGUCCUUCGGUGGAUUUGCCUCCCCAGAGAAAUAUGCUGAAGAAGCUGAAGCCUUGGCCAGAAUCUUGAGAAACAGAGGCCAACCAUUCCAUGAAGACUUCUACUAUACUGCAGGCUAUGACAGUCCCUUCAAGCUCUUUAAGAGGCACAAUGAAGUGUGGUACUUUAAAAAGUAAUAUGGGGCCAGGGGAAGUACUUAAGAGGCUACUAAUCAGCUCUGGAUGAACAGACCUUAUUAAUGGCUUUUGCUUUAGUGCAGAAGAGGUUUAAUUUGCACAGGGACACAAGAUCAUGUCUAAUUCAUUUUAUCUGGGACAAAAUACUAUUCUGGCUAAAAAGAUUUCAGCCCUUUCUACAAGAUGUAAUUUGAAUUCAAGUAGAUUACACCAGCCCGAGGGGGAGGUAGACACAACAAACCUAUUCCUCUUAUUUCAAGAUUGUAGAGGAAGACUAAUAAUCUGAAAAUAUUCCCACAGAAGAGCUUGAAUGUCUAGUUUUACUUCUAAUGAGAAGUGCUACAGCAAUAGCUCAAGUGUUAUGGAGAAAGUUCUUCAUUGAGCUGACUCUUCCCAUAUUGAUCACUCCUGAGACAAGAUGGGGAAGUUAAAUGAAUUUCAGAGAAAAAAAACCCUACCACUGAUGAGUUUUGGGAAGCAACAGUACCUUAGCAGGCCCUAGCAGCUCAUAAGCAAUAACUUUUUCAACAGUAUUAAAAAUCCCCCACCUCUCCACUCAACUAUUACUUUUCCUCAUGGAAGCCGGAUCACAUCUUGCUCCAGACUAAUGCCAGUGACCAGAUUAGACUGAGAGUCCAGUGGAAGAGCAUUAGCAGCAUGCUUAUUCUGUGCACAUCAUCUGCACCUGAACCUGCAAUACCAAAUUUACUGGUAGCCUGCAAUUUUAUGAGCAAAUACACACAUAGCAGUGUUCAGCUCUCACCUACAACACACAAAUUACUACAAUUGUUCAGCUUUGUCCAAAUCUUGGUAUUGGUCAGGGUUGGCAGUUGUACCCACCCUGACAAACCAUUCCACCACAGUAUUUGCUCGUUCUGAUGAAAUAUAAAAGCAUCUGACUUUGAUUUCUGGCAAGACAUAAAAAUAUCUGCUAGUUUUGGCAAAGAUCUGCUGACUCAGGUAACCAUAACACCUGCAGAUUUCAGUCACAAUGAGGUUGCGCAACUGGCUAUUGAUACACCCACCUUUUGGUCAAAGGUCAACACUGGCCAUAUUUUCAUCAGUUCAGAUUUAACUAUGGUAUAAAUGGGGUCCUGCCAGAGCACAAACCAAGUCCAUCAUCCUCAGAGGUUUGCAGUCAGGGACUCUUCCCCUUGGGUGGGGACGCUGCCCGAGUUAACUCCUUGAGGUCGAGAGCCCUCAUCUUGAUUGGUGAGUGAAAUGCAUUUUGGAUUAGUUCCUUUCUAAAACUUAAGCUUAAUUCAGCUGUAUAGUAUUUGGUUCCACUUGGCACCUGGAACCUGCAGUUUACUAAUGUCAGAGUAUUAAAGGAUUUGUAGAGUAAAUUUCCUUUAAAGUUAUAACCUAAGUAAAUGUUGCAAGCCCCCGCAUUAAAUUGGCAUAGUAACUCAGCUGAAGGUUUUCCUUACCUUUUGUACCUAUUAGGCACAAACCAUUGACCAAAUCUGGGACUAGGAAUGCAUUCAGCUGCACCUAGACUCCUCUGAGAAGAUCACAAAACAAGGGGGUCCAUUCUGAACCUCGUCACUCAAUAGGAGGGUCUCUGACAGUUUUGCCUGACCCCAUUCUCUAUGCAUGAAAUAUCAAGUGAUCCUUGCCCUCAGGUCUCGCUAAACCACUGUCACAUUUACUAUCGAACUUUAAGUCACACUUAAGACACUUGCAGGACUAGUGUAUCUAAAUUAGUUUAGUCCCUGCUCUAAAUCAAGCAUUUAAAGCUUUUAUGAAGUAGCCUAGAGCUGUUUUCCAGCCAGCUGUUCAAGUCAGAAAGCAGUUCACAACAACAGGUAGAGUUUACAAGUAUUUAUUGGUUCCAAUCAGUACCAGGCAAACAUUACCAGUGUGGUAAGAAAACCUUGGCUUUUGUAAGUGAUGUUCAUGCCAGUGUAACCCAUUAUUCUGCAAUCUUCUACCUAUUAAGACAGACAUAAAAACCAUUAUAAGGCACCAAAACCAGCAGAAGCAGCUUGCUGGGAACAACUCAGACCUUAGAUUUUCAUCUCUGUUCAGAGAGAGAGUUCAGGAUAAGGUUAUCAUCAUUUGUUCCAGCAAAUAAAUUUAAUUACUACAAUUA
This is a messenger RNA of Tyto alba (common barn owl), 2835 nucleotides long. It is a transcript of the gene HEBP2, whose product is annotated as heme binding protein 2. The coding region runs from base 189 to 740 and encodes 183 amino acids. Gene Ontology annotation, cellular component: cytoplasm. Lineage: Eukaryota; Metazoa; Chordata; Aves; Strigiformes; Tytonidae. The transcript is spliced from 5 exons. The record is from RefSeq and is a predicted model, not a curated record.